Molecule: messenger RNA, 2211 nt
Organism: Amoebophrya sp. A120
Lineage: Eukaryota; Dinophyceae; Syndiniales; Amoebophryaceae
Source: the annotation of a GenBank genome assembly
CGUCAAUAACCCGCACUUCGGACAGGACGAAGUGAGAAAAAAAAUUUCUUCGUAGACUAUUCAUUUCAACAGGAAGCGAGGACCGUAGAAGCGAUAAAGUAAAUCUCACAGCACACAGCCAUAGCCAUGUCGUGCCUCGGCGGGCACAAGCAGGGCGAGCUGAUGUACAUGACCCAGUACGACCUCGCCCGCAUUCCUGAACUGGCCGAAAUCGUGUUCAUCCCCUCUAUUGCCAUGUCGGGCGGCAAGCCGCAGCUCCGCACCGACCCCGAUCUUAUGGACUCACGGCUGCACGCAUACUUUCCCGACCGCUCUGCCUACCGCACCGGUCUCGAGAGGGCAAACGAAAUCCUGCGGGAGAACUGGGGAGCGGACGGGUAUGUUAAUGUACUUACACUGUUUUGAAAAGUUUUUGUUUUUCACGACCGUGACGACGAGUUGAGUUGGGCCGCCAGGUCCUUCGGUUUAUCCAUAGUACUCAAAUGGAAAAAAAAGGUACUGGCACCGGCUGUCACCAAAAGGCACGGAGUUGAUGCGAGAUUGCUGCAGGUCAAUGAGCAAGUAUCGGAAAGAAAAAGACCACUAUACUACGACCUAUUUUUGUCACCAGCGUCGACACAGUCAGAUUUAUCUUGCAGAGAGCGAGACAAUGUGAAUGCUCUUCUUCUUUUUUUUUUUCAUCUUCAUCAAGCGAGUCUUCUAUCGGAGUCAUUUUGGAUCAUGUUAGAGUGGCUUUUUCCUUUCAUAGAAGGAGGGGAAAUAUGAAAUGCAAAAGCAUCGUACUAGUGUAAGUCGCAUGACAAAGCUCCUCUUUCAUCUCAGCAUGAGAAAUAAGAUUUGUGAUGCGGAUUUAACUUGAGAAAGAGAUUUGUAAUACAUGACUGCGAUUACUACGAGUACGAUAUUUUUGCACCGGAUAGGAAAGACCGAGCUCCAAUUUUGGCUGGACUACAAUCAGGACAUGUGCAGGUAAGUGCCACGAUUAAAAUUAAAACUUCGUUUAAUUUGCAAUGCGUGUUGUCGCAUCAGGAAUUUGCACUGUCAUGCACAAUGCCAAUGGUGCUUCACAAUAAUCUAUCAUCCUGUAGAUUCGACGUGUUCGCCUGCAGUGUGGAGCCAGCGUUUCGCCUCUGCGUGGUCGUGCCCAUGGAAUUUAACCCGAAGUCGACCCCGGAUGCGCUUGCCGCCGGGGAGGGAAGAGGGGUCUACAAAACGCUCCUGGAGGAACUCCCAUACAGAACGGACAAAGACGUGCGAGAGACGGUAAAAUAAAGCGGAUAGAUUUAUUUUGUCUGCAUAAAAAUUUCCAUUUGCUCCUCGUCCAACACAGCAUGCUAAUCCAAUCGUGGUCAACAUGCUCAUGCAAGAACGCGUUUCUUGCUUGUUUCGCUAUUCUACUACCCGUAGUUGUUCUUGAUCUAUUACUUACUUAUACUGAGCACUCAACCUCAUCAGGCCACCGUGGAGCUGAAAGAUCAGGAAGUCGAGCUCGUGUUGCGCCCGGAUUUCGCGGUGCGCGGGUAUGACUGCGGCGACGGGUGGCUGGAGGUGCCGGGCGAUCUGCGCAACCUGUACCUUCCCCUUUCUGAACUGCAGGAAAUGAAGGAUUUGUCGGGGUUGGCGGAGCCGGGCCAGAAGUCGAUGUAGUGCUAUGAUUGCGGCUGCACAUCAAAGGACCACUAAUGAAAUCAAAUUGGCUUUCUUAUGUUGUUGUGAUGACUAUUUCACUCCAGCUUCAAGUUCAACUUGACUGUAACUGUUGGUGCUGCAAAAGCAUUAGCAUCGAAAAGCUACAGAGGUGAAGAUGACAGAAAAAAAGUUGCAAAAACAUCGUUCCACCUAAUUAUGAAGUAUAGAUUUUUUCCAAAAUAGCGCGUAAUAACUAAGACAUCCAUGCUUUUGGAUGGUGUUUAAGCACCACCGGAGUUGUGGAAGCGAUAUGGGCACCAGUGUCGCGUUUUAAGAUAGAGCACAGUGACAGAAAACAAGUAGCGUUUGCGCGAGGCAUGAAGAACAUGAAUUGUGACAUGAAGCACGUGGUUAGAAUAAGUAAUCACGGGUCGGAAAGAUUGAGAACUUGAAGUAUUUAAACAUUGAAUGCGCAUAGAAAUGAGAUUAAUGCUGCCACUGUAUACCAUCAUGCAUAAGAGAAUGAACACGUGAAGUCGAUAACUCCGAAAAAGAACUCAGUGUAGACACACGAGCCGCCGC